CUCCGCUGGUCCCCAGUGCUCCGCUGGUCCCCAGGAUGUGGUGGCCCGUGCCCAGGAUGUGGUGGCCCGUGCUGCUGGCCCUGCUGGUCCCCGCGGCGCUGGCCCAGUUACACCCAGAGCGGGAACUGGACGCGCAGUGGGAGCUGUGGAAGAAAACCCACCGCAAGCAGUACAACGGGCAGGCAGACGAGGUGACGCGGAGGCUGAUUUGGGAGAAGAACCUCAARUACAUCAACAACCACAACCUGGAGCACGCCCUGGGCGUCCACACCUUCGAGCUGGCCAUGAACCACCUGGGUGACAUGACCAGCGAGGAGGUGCUGAGGACGAUGACGGGGCUGAAGGUGCCCCGAGGUCACCAACGCCACAACGAGACCCUCUUUGUCCCCGACUGGAGCGAGAGAGCCCCGGCGGCCAUGGACUGGCGCAAGAAGGGCUACGUGACCCCUGUCAAGAACCAGGGCCAGUGUGGCUCGUGCUGGGCUUUCAGCUCGGUCGGUGCYCUGGAGGGGCAGCUGAAGAGGAAAACGGGGAAACUGCUGUCCCUGAGCCCCCAGAACCUGGUGGACUGCGUGGCCAACAACAACGGCUGCGGGGGUGGGUACAUGACCAACGCCUUCGAGUACGUCCGGCAGAACCGCGGCAUCGACUCCGAGGACUCCUACCCCUACAUCGGCCAGGACGAGAGCUGCAUGUACAGCCCCACGGGGAAGGCGGCCAAGUGCCGUGGCUACCGCGAGAUCCCCGAAGGCAACGAGAAGGCGUUGAAGAGGGCGGUGGCCCGGAUCGGUCCCAUCUCCGUGGGCAUCGACGCCAGCCUGCCCUCCUUCCAGUUCUACAGCCGGGGCGUGUACUACGACGAGAACUGCAACGCUGAGAACAUCAACCACGCCGUGCUGGCCGUGGGCUACGGGGCUCAGAAGGGCACCAAGCACUGGAUCAUCAAGAACAGCUGGGGCGAGGAAUGGGGCAACAAGGGCUACGUCCUCCUCGCCCGCAACAUGAACAACGCCUGCGGCGUGGCCAACCUGGCCAGCUUCCCCAAGAUGUGACCAGCCCGCCCGGCCCCUCCCUGCCCACUUCCCUCCAGCUCGGCCUCUUCCCUCCCAGUCCCAAAGGUGAAGCUGUUCCCAGGGGGAAUUCUUUGUCUGCAUGAGGAAUUUCCCCUGGGAAAGGGGAGAGACUCCCCCUUCCACCUGCAGUGAAUGGGGAACGAGCUCUCCCCGGCUCUGUUUUCCACACUUUGGCUUCUCUGUGUCCAUGGACUGAGCUUGGCCAGACCCGUGAAGGCAAAUCCACCCAGACUCUUCAGGACAGAGAUUCAGGCCAGCCUGUGCCCCAGGAACACUGGGGUGGAAGUGCAAUGGGACCAAGGGAGGGCACAGAUCCUUCUCCCUCCACCCUGUAUCCCAGCGGAGGCUGCUGACAGAGAUAUUGCUUUAUUUGUCAACUAAAACUGGAAAUAAAGGCUGAGACUGGUUUGCUUUGUA
Malurus melanocephalus (red-backed fairy wren) is the source of this 1490-nucleotide messenger RNA. Its product is annotated as cathepsin K-like. The coding region runs from base 36 to 1052 and encodes 338 amino acids. The record is from RefSeq and is a predicted model, not a curated record. Gene Ontology annotation, cellular component: lysosome. Gene Ontology annotation, biological process: immune response. Gene Ontology annotation, molecular function: cysteine-type endopeptidase activity. The transcript has 7 exons. NCBI's taxonomy places the organism in Eukaryota, Metazoa, Chordata, Aves, Passeriformes, Maluridae.